CGGCUAUAGGGGGAGGGGGGUGGGGGGGCGGCUCAGCGGCGGGUCUGCGGGCCGGGCGGGCCCCAUGGGCGGGUGUGUGGGCUCCCACCACGACUCCUCGGGCAGCCUCAACGAGAACUCUGACGGUACCGGAGUUGCUCUUGGUCGUAAUCAGCCUUUGAAAAAAGAGAAACCAAAAUGGAAGAGUGACUACCCCAUGACAGAUGGACAACUGCGCAGUAAGAGAGAUGAAUUCUGGGACACAGCUCCAGCUUUUGAAGGCCGUAAGGAGAUCUGGGAUGCCCUCAAGGCUGCUGCACAUGCUUUUGAGAGCAAUGAUCAUGAACUGGCACAAGCAAUCAUUGAUGGUGCAAACAUAACACUACCACAUGGUGCUCUUACAGAGUGUUACGAUGAACUGGGCAACCGGUACCAGCUUCCUGUCUACUGCCUCGCCCCACCUAUCAACAUGAUAGAGGAGAAGGGUGACCUGGAGACUCUGGAUAUCCCUGAUCCCCCACCCAAUUCAGGGCACGAGUGCCAGCUUCGUUUGCGCCUCUCCACAGGCAAAGACCUCAAACUGCUGGUGCGCAGCAUGGACACUGUGUACCACAUGAAGAGGCGGCUGCACGCCGUGGAGGGAGUGGAGCCGGGCAGCCAGCGCUGGUUCUUCUCGGGCAGGCCACUGGCAGACAAAAUGAAACUGGAAGAGCUGAAAAUCCCAAAGGACUACGUGGUGCAAGUUAUCGUGAGCCAGCCCUUAGCAAAUCCCACCCCAGUAGAAAACUGAUUUCUGCUUGUUUGGUGAUUCUUCUUUCCUCCGUCUCUGCCGUGGGAUUUGUUUUCACUGCCCUCUCUUCUUUUGGUUUGUCCUGGAUUGGUUCCGAGAAGUGACCAGCAAAAAUUCCAUCUGUGAUGGAGAUCUGCAAAAACAAAACAUGAAAAUGUAAACUGGCCUUCGGGGUUGCCUGAUCUCGUAUUUAACACGACAGCAAACAGCACAGGGCAAGGGCAAAAGAAGAAGUGGGAAGGGAAAAGGGAGGAGGUACAAUGAGGGAGGGAAGAGAUUGUUGUUCACUUAAUACAAAAAUGUAAUGAUUCCUACAGCUGCAGGUGGUGUCCUGAUCCGUGGAGCCAGAGCACCAGAGAGUGCUUUUAUUUAAAAGAAUUUUUAAAAAUCAAUCAAUUUAUAAAUAAUUUCAUAUCAGCACCACAUCCAGUUCGUGCAGGAAUUGCAGCUGCUUUGGGUUGGUCCCUUCCUGUGUGUUCACGGGGAUCCUUUCUGGGUUGAUGUAACUCAUGUGCUUAAUCCAGGCACCACCGAGGCACAGCCAGCCCCGGGAAGCAGAGCUGGGCUGGGGGCUCGGUCUGCAUCCUGCACAGGCAGCUCCUGGUGAUGCUCAGACCAAGCAUUUGUACAUUCCAAGAUGGCAACGCAGUCCUGUGCCAUUGCUGGCUCCCAGGCUGGGAAUGUGGCCCACUGGAGCCAUAGGCAAUAACUUUAGUCAAGAUAUACUCUCAUGUACUGUACUGUAAACCUACUUGCUACAAGACUGACUUAGCCUGAAGUUUACUGCCUGGCUGGCACCUGAGUUUGUGCCUGCCAGCUUACUGUGUAUCACUCAGAUCAUUAAACCAAGCUUUGAGCAGGCUUGCUGAGAGGAGUGAGGUGCUGAGCUGUGUGUGUCAAAUGGCACUGGUGUGGCAGGUGCAGGUUAAACUGCAGCUGCACCCCCAUGCGAUGGGUUGCAACUUCCCCUGCUCGGGUCCUAGAGGGCACAAAGCAUGGAGGGUGGUAAAGAGGCAAAACAGGAUGUGGUUUUCAGCUUUUUUCAUCUGAGUAGCAUUUGAAGCAGUGGUGAGUCUUCUGUUGAUUCCAGGCAGGACAACUGAAGGUCUCCUCUCCAACACUCACCCACAGAGCCCAGACUCACUCACUCCCAGCCCAGAGCAUGAUGGUGGUGUUUCACAGCCAGUGCUUUCCCUUCAGAAUGUAAGAAGAGCCCUUUUUGGCAAAUGACAAAUCCUUUUGUAGUCUCAAAAAUCUGAAUCAGAACAUAUUGAGGAGGGAGAAAUCUACCAGCUUUUACCCUCAGUUCGAGAUGCUGCCUGUGCUCCUUUCACUGCUCUGCACCCUUGUCUGGUAAUGUCUUUGGCUGAGAUCAAAUGCCCUGUUCCUUUUGAAGAUUUCUUCUAGUUUGGUUGUUUUUUCAGCCAUCAUUGAAGUGACUUCACUUCUUCCAAAGCUGAAUGUGCUGUUCAGGUGUGAAUAGCAUCUUUUUACUGGUUUCCGUCUUCCCUCUCAGCAUCAAGAUUCUAAAGCUACAGUUGUGCCCAGUGCUUUCUCAUCUGCUAGUGAAACUGGUGGGUUACGUUGACAAUUUUAAGCUUGUUACUUUGGCUCCUUCAUUAAUUCCAUAGCACUCUGUUUCUUGAACUCAAAGGGAAUUCUUGCUCCAUGAGCAUCAGCACAGAGCCAGAAUGAGCAGAGGUCAAUUGUACAACAUCAUUUGUCUGUCCCAGCAGGUGAAAGCAGGUGCAGAAUUUACAUUGAUGGUUGGAAAAGAGAUCCACAUUUUAUAUUCAUUUCCAACCCUGCCCCAAAUAAAUACAGCUUUCUUUUUUGGUCCUUGUAUUGUAUUUAGCCUGUGGUUUUCUGACAGCUCCUUUAGUCUCUAUUUGAUACAAGAUGACUGAAGUGCAGUGGUAGAGCUGUGUGAAGGAAAAUUAGUUCCCUGUUCUCAUUAACACCAAAGUGACUUGGUUUUCUUUUUUUCUUUUUAAAGGUGAAAUCAAAGUUGAUAAAUACUAAUGUAUAACAAGUUUUCUAUUGUGGAGGUUUUUUUCCUUAGGACAAGUAUUAUUGGGGGUUUUGCAGCCAGUUCUUUUGCAUUCCAGAGGGGAAAAAAUAUUUGUUACAUAAAAAACUCAAAAAUUCCUUAGAAUUUUGCUGGGCAAAGGAUGGCUUAAUGCCAGGAAAACACUACUUGCCUCAUAAGGCAUAACUUACAUCUCUGUAUAAAGGGUCUUCACGAGGUCAUUUCCCUUCAGUCCUUUGUGGAAGGGUGGAAGUUGAGAUAGAUUAAGGAGGAGCAAACCAAGGUGACAGUUCUGUAACUGUGAACAUUAAAACAUUACUUCUUUUCAUAGGAUGUACUUUUUUUUUUUCUUUUUCCGUUUUUAGGCAAUUGUCAGAAUGUACUGGUUUUGAGAUUACAGCAUAUACAAGCUGGGAGAGCUCCUUCUUAGCCUUUCCCUCCUCUUACUUGGGAAAGGUUCAGUUUUAUAAUGCUGUAAUAGAUGACCAUGGUUUGUAUAAAUAGCUUUUGUGGCAGGGAACAAGGUGAUGGUCUGAAGGCUGUGUCAUGAGUGGGCUUUGAGUAGAACAAAGAAUUGGUUCAUGAAAACACCCUUAUUCUCUAACAGCCUCACCCCCUUCUGUCCCUUAAGCAUAUAUCUAAAAUUGAAGAAGAAAAAAAAAUGGUGGUGAAGUUCUUUUCUAAUGUGAAAGUGAAGACUUUUCAAACCUCUUCUGUAUAAAAUGGCCAAUGUGCUAAGCACAUGCCCUGCUGGAAACAAAUUUCAUGUUAUUUGUAUUAGCAAAGAAUUGUCAGUUUAAAAAAAAAAAAAACAA
Calypte anna (Anna's hummingbird) is the source of this 3613-nucleotide messenger RNA. It is a transcript of the gene UBTD2, whose product is annotated as ubiquitin domain containing 2. The transcript has 3 exons. Gene Ontology annotation, molecular function: protein binding. NCBI's taxonomy places the organism in Eukaryota, Metazoa, Chordata, Aves, Apodiformes, Trochilidae. The record is from RefSeq and is a predicted model, not a curated record. Bases 65 to 769 code for a protein of 234 amino acids.